Molecule: messenger RNA, 2300 nt
Organism: Chaetomium fimeti
Lineage: Eukaryota; Fungi; Ascomycota; Sordariomycetes; Sordariales; Chaetomiaceae
Product: Cullin
Exons: 2
Coding region: 118-2040 (640 amino acids)
Biological process (GO): DNA damage response; protein ubiquitination; ubiquitin-dependent protein catabolic process
Cellular component (GO): Cul4-RING E3 ubiquitin ligase complex
Molecular function (GO): ubiquitin protein ligase binding
Source: RefSeq, a predicted model, not a curated record
GGGCGGUGGAAUAAGGUGAUUUUUGUUGUGAGGGGGUUGUAUAGCUUUCUAGAUCGGGGGUAUCUGUUGUUGUUGGGUGGUGGGGAGGGGGCCAAGGGGAAGCAGGGGAUUAAUGAGAUGGGGCUUUCGCUGUUCCGGAAGGCCGUGUUUGGCGGCUCGUCGUCCAAGGGGCAGACGGCCUCGCCGUACGGCAGGGCGGUGUUAGAGGGGGUGUGUCGGCUGGUGGACUAUUCGCGGUAUGGAGAUGAGCGGGCCGAUGAUGAGCUUUUGAGGCAGGCGAUCAAGAUGCUGCGGCUUUGUGGCGUCUACGGCAAGUCGUUUGAGCCCAUGUUUUUGGUCAUGUCGCAUCGCUACUACGAGCAGUUCGCCAGCGAUGUGAGCGCCUCGUACGGCCUGAAGGAUUACAUCGGCGCGGUUGCGGCGGUGCUGGAACGGGAGGGCGCGAGGUGCGAUGGUUUCAACUUCGAGAGCACCACCAAGCGGCAGCUGCUAGGCGAUGCCCACCACGUUUUGAUCGAGAAAUACGCCGAAAAGCUACUCGACACUGGCAGCGUGGCGAAGCUGCUGGACGCCCAGGAUGUCGAAUCCAUGAAGGCGCUCUACGAGCUGCUGAAGCUGUCUGGCCUGCAGAAACGGCUCAAGGGCCCCUGGGAGCUCUACAUCCGGGAAACGGGCUCUGCCAUCGUCAGCGAUACCACCCGCGGAGACGAAAUGGUCAUCCGCCUGCUGGAGCUGAGGCGGUCCCUGGACACCAUGAUCCGGGAUGCCUUCUCCAAAGACGACGUCUUCUACUACGGCCUGAGGGAGUCGUUCGGCAACUUCAUCAACAGCAGGAAGAAUACCUCGGUGUGGGGCACAGGCACGUCCAAGGUCGGCGAGAUGAUUGCCAAGUACAUCGACAUGCUCCUGCGCGGGGGUCUUAAGACGCUCCCCAAGUCGCUCUUAUCGGACAACAAGGACAGGGCGGAUGCCGAGAUGAGCGGCGUGGCAAGCGCCGGUGACGAAGACGCCGAGCUGGACCGGCAGUUGGACUACGGCCUUGAGCUGUUCCGCUUCAUCGAAGGCAAGGACGUCUUCGAAGCCUUUUACAAGAAAGAUCUCGCGCGCCGCUUGCUCCUUGGUCGCAGCGCAAGCCAGGACGCCGAGCGGAGUAUGCUCGCAAAGCUCAAGGUCGAAUGCGGGUCUAGCUUCACCCACAACCUAGAACAGAUGUUCAAAGACCAGGCGUUGGCCAAAGAAGAGAUGGCAUCCUAUAAGCAGUGGUUUAGCGGCACGGGGCGGAGCGAUGGCGGCGUCGACCUGACAGUCAACAUCCUCUCGGCCGCGGCGUGGCCAACCUUCCCCGAGGUGAAGAUUCACCUCCCCAAGGAGGUGCUCGAGCAGAUCAACACCUUCGACGGGUACUACAAAUCCAAGCACACCGGCAGGCGGCUGACGUGGAUGCACAACAUGGCGCACUGCGUCGUCGGAGCCCGGUUCAACCGCGGCUCCAAGGACCUCCUCGUCAGCGCGCCCCAGGCCGCCGUCCUCAUGCUCUUCAACGAGGUCGAGGACGACGACCCCAAGAGAAAAGCCGCCGGCGUGCUCGCGUACGAGCAAAUCUCCCAGUCCACCGGCCUCCAGGGCGGCGAGCUCGACCGCACCCUGCAGUCCCUGGCCUGCGGCCGGGUCCGCGUGCUGACCAAGCACCCCAAGGGCCGCGAGGUGGCCCCCACCGACACCUUCACGGUCAACAAGGCCUUCACGGACCCCAAGUUCCGCAUCAAGAUCAACCAGAUCCAGAUGAAGGAGACCAAGGAGGAGAACCGCGCGACCCACCAGCGCGUCGCCGCCGACCGCCAGUUCGAGACCCAGGCCGCCAUCGUCCGCAUCAUGAAGAGCCGGAAGAAGAUGACGCAUUCUCAGCUGGUCGCUGAGGUCAUCGACCAGACUAAGAGCAGGGGGUCGGUGGAUCCCGCGGAUAUCAAGGCGAAUAUUGAGAAGCUCAUCGAGAAGGACUACCUGGAGCGCGAGGACGGAUCGUAUACGUACUUGGCGUAGGCAACCUCUUGAGGCUGUGCUUGUGUGCUGUCGUUUGGGGUGGUGUGGAUACGGGAGAGCGGGUGAUGGGAAGGUGUGGUGUGCUUUGCGCCCUGUAUUCAUUGGAGGAUGUCUGUCUCGUUAAGGUAGGCGAGACUCAAUGGAACAUUAGAGUGGGAGCUAGGUUCGGGUAUUCCGUAGAUAGAUCCUCGCAGCAACUCAGGUGUGGCUAUCUCAUGCACGGUCUCUACAAGUUUCGUUGAGGAGGCUGUUGUUGAUUC